AUCGCAUCUAUCUGGAAGAAACAGUGAAUGUUGACUUUCUUUUGUCCUGUGAUACUGCAGCAAGGUAUAACGCUAAUACCAUAUCGUAAGCGUCAUAGUCUAAGCUUACACUGAGCAGACAACCUUUGGAAUCUUUCAGCGCCACUUCCCUAGACACGUAUAUCCCACCCUUUCGAUAUCCGAAAUCAAUCAUCAUCUCGAGUGUUUGUCUGGUAUCAAAAUAAUCGGACCCAUGUCGUUCAACACAGCAGCACCGCCAGAGACCAUGGAGUACCGGUCACAACCUCAGCAUGACUCAACAGCAAACAACACCGCUGCGGUGGACGAGAACGAGAAGCCAGUCUUCUUUUUCGACAUCGACAACUGCCUCUAUCCCAAGAGCCUUGAAAUUCACCGGAUGAUGGCUGAGUUGAUCGACCAAUUCUUCCAGAAUCACCUUAGCUUGUCCCAAGAAGACGCCAAUGAACUCCACUACCGCUAUUACCGUGAAUACGGUCUCGCGAUUGAAGGGCUCGUCCGACACCACAAAGUCAAUGCACUGGAGUACAACAGCAAAGUCGACGACGCGCUACCACUAGAAGACGUUAUCAAGCCCAACCCCGAAUUGCGCAAAUUGAUCGAGGAUAUCGACACAAGCAAGUGCCGCUUAUGGCUCUUUACCAACGCCUAUAUCACCCAUGGCAAGCGCGUCGUCAAGCUUCUGCAGAUUGACGAUCUCUUCGAGGGUAUCACUUUCUGCGACUAUGGCUCAGACAAGUUCUACUGCAAGCCACAUGUGGAGAUGUACGACAAGGCGAUGGCGGAGGCUGGCAUCAAGUCGAACGAGAAGUGUUACUUCGUCGACGACUCGUACAUCAACUGCAAGGCAGCAGAGGGACGUGGAUGGAAGACGGCGCAUCUGCUUGACGAGAAAGAUCCCGCACCUGCUCAGCCAGCCAGCAAGUACCAGAUCAGAAGCUUACAGGAGCUACGGAAGGUCUUUCCAGAGGUGUUCAAAAGUUCGUGAGAAGCUGCAUAGACCCAAUUGAUUGGGUUAAGCGAUAGACUGGGGUCCGCACGGUCACAUCAUACGUACUUGCAGAUCUCCACGACAAUGAUGAUUACGACUAGACGAUAGACUAGACUUGAAGAAAUAUAGAAGGUCAGGAAAUCUAGACGAACUGUUUGGUAUGA
Molecule: messenger RNA, 1173 nt
Organism: Alternaria rosae
Lineage: Eukaryota; Fungi; Ascomycota; Dothideomycetes; Pleosporales; Pleosporaceae
Product: pyrimidine 5'-nucleotidase
Exons: 2
Coding region: 233-1006 (257 amino acids)
Biological process (GO): nucleotide catabolic process; pyrimidine nucleobase metabolic process
Molecular function (GO): nucleotidase activity
Source: RefSeq, a predicted model, not a curated record